Molecule: messenger RNA, 732 nt
Organism: Penicillium vulpinum
Lineage: Eukaryota; Fungi; Ascomycota; Eurotiomycetes; Eurotiales; Aspergillaceae
Exons: 1
Coding region: 1-732 (243 amino acids)
Source: RefSeq, a predicted model, not a curated record
AUGUCUCCAAGCAAAACUCCAACCCCCCUAGACCCAGUCUCCGAAUGGCGCGCCUGGAAAACCCUCACGAUAAUAUACACAAUUCUCCUAAACCGGCAAAUCCGCCGGCGCUGCCUCCUCGAACAACAAUGCAUGGAAGACAAACCUCUCAGCGAACGUUUUCGACCCAUGAUCUUCCUCGAACCCGUCCCAACCCUCCACAAGCCCGACUCAACCACAGAUCCAAAAGAAGACCCAGAAAACAACAACCCCUACAACACAACCACGAUGAACAACCUCCGCACAAAAGCCAGUCUUCUCCGCGCGCGCGUCGAAAAAGGCAAAGAGCUCGCUUCCGAGAUCGAGCGUCGAAUGGACCACGACCCGCCUAUCAAAUUCCCGACGCAUUUCUGUCAUACUUGUGUUGAGGACGGGGAGCGGGUUGAGGUUUUGCUCACUAAGUGUGGUCACCGGGUUUGUAGAACUUGUCUUCAGUAUGGGGUUGAUGGGGAUGGGGAGUAUGAGUGUAGUAUUUGUUUUAUUCCUGCUGAUUUUGUGGCGCGGAGUCCGGUGGUGGUGGGCAAGGAUUUUUCGGGACAGAUUCCUACGCCUUCUAAAGGACGGGGAGGAUGGGAUGAAGUUGGGGAUAGGGUGCAUAUUAGAGAUGAUGAGGAUAAUGAUAGUGGGUAUGGAGAUGGAGGAGGGGAUUGGGAAUGGGACGAUAUUUUUUUCGAUGAUGUAAAGUCUGGUUGA